Molecule: messenger RNA, 1787 nt
Organism: Arabidopsis thaliana (thale cress)
Lineage: Eukaryota; Viridiplantae; Streptophyta; Magnoliopsida; Brassicales; Brassicaceae
Product: Far-red impaired responsive (FAR1) family protein
Exons: 2
Coding region: 743-1498 (251 amino acids)
Source: RefSeq, marked reviewed
GUCGGCGAGAAUUACGCUGUAAAAAAUAAAAUAAAAUAAACAUGUAAUGAAAGAAAAAAAAAGAACAUGAGGAAUAAUCAUACGAGGCGAAGCGCACCGGAGGAACCAUAAGUCGAUAAACCCAAAGCUUAGAUGAACGGUGAGUUGACUUCUUUCCGAUUUUGACCCAAUCAUCUAUCGCCACGUCAUAGGGUACUGCGUCCUCUGCAAUCCAUACCCUGAACCGGCACCUUCUCUGUCUCUCCCCCAAAUCGAAAACCUAAUUCGAUCGUCGUCUCCGACCUACAUCUGCCGGAAAAUAUCUUUUGACCAGUAAGAUUGUUUUAUUCCUUACACCAUUAUUUCGGGUUUUUAAUUUUCGAUUUUGGAUUGAUCGAUUAAGCCACUUAGACUAGUCCCUGCGAAAGAAUGAGACUGAGAAGUUGGACAUCUCGAUACUUUUGGAAACCCCGAUUUGUUGAUGACUCUUGAAUCUAUGGGACGGUGAAUCCCAAAGAAUGGUUCCAUUUUAAGUUUGUUUUGUAUUGUUGGUGGAGGCUGGAUGAUUUUGAGAGCACUUGUACUUGAGCUUUGUUCUCAUAUCUUGAAUUAGACAGUGGAAUAGAAAAGAUGACAACUUUGUAUUAGUAAGAUGAUGAACACUUGUAGCUCUUCUUGCUAGAUAUUUGAUUAGUGGAAUUGCUGUUUUCCCUUUUUUUGAGUUGCAGUGGAUUUCAGGAUUGAUAAUGGAGUAGCUGCUGGGAUGAUGAUGGGGAUUCCUGUUGAGCUUGAGGUUACCACGGUUGAGAAUCAUAAUGAAAUGGGUGAAAGCUCUGGUCAAGCAAUGAUUGAGCAAGAUGAUGACAACCAUAAUGAACUCGGUGAAAAUUCUGGUGAGCAAGAUGAGAAGGUGGAUCUUGAUUCUAUUCCUCUGGCUGUUGCAGAUAUGACAGAGGCUCAAGGAGAUGAGCCUUACGUUGGCCAGGAGUUCGAAUCUGAAGCAGCGGCUCAUGGUUUUUAUAAUGCGUAUGCUACUAAAGUAGGGUUCGUCAUCCGUGUUAGUAAACUGUCACGGUCAAGGCAUGAUGGAUCUCCCAUAGGCAGGCAACUUGUUUGUAACAAGGAAGGUUACAGGUUGCCUAGCAAGCGGGAUAAGGUUAUUAGACAAAGAGCGGAAACAAGGGUUGGAUGUAAAGCAAUGAUCUUGAUUAGAAAAGAGAACUCUGGUAAAUGGGUUAUCACAAAGUUUGUCAAGGAGCACAAUCACUCUUUGAUGCCUGGCAGAGUUCGAAGGGGUUGCAUUUAUGAUCAAUAUCCGAACGAACACGACAAAAUUCAGGAACUGAUGCAGCAGCUAGCAGCAGAGAAAAAGAGAGCGGCUACUUACAAAAGACAUCUGGAGAUGCUAUUUGAACAGAUCGAACAGCACAACGAAAGCCUUUCUAAGAGAAUCCAACACAUAGUAGACAAUGUGAGGAAUCUGGAACAGAGAGAUCAUCAACAGAACCACCAAGUAUAGUCUUUUGGUCUCUGGUUUUUCAGCACUUUGAUUUAGGAGAUAGAUCUUCUCUUCCCCCAUUUUCUCUCUUUAAUAAAGAUUUUUCUUGUCGAAAACAAAAGAGCUUCAAUUGCCUUAAAGAAAGUUUUGUUUAUUCUUCUUCUUCUUCUGUUCUGACAUUGGUUUCGUUCGGAUGAUGCAUAGCCAUAGGUUAGUGCACAUAAAGUGAAGGGUUUUUACUUUUUACGCUCUAAUUAAAUCGGCAUUCUCCUGAAGAUCUUUCUGCUGGUAAAAACUAGUAAGCUAUAUA